CUCCGCCACCUCCGUGUCACUGCUGUGUACUUUUCCCUCACACCCCGGCAGCAGCCACGCUGCCCUUCCGCCGAGCCACGCACAGGAAACUCGCGGGCGAUGAGCCCGGCCCGGGGCACGUGCAGAGCGCGGAGGUCCGAGAGCGGCCGCCGCCUCAGAGCCCCGCGCUGCCGAUCCCCGGCUACUCCGGGAACUCCCGCGAAGCAAAGUGCCCGCAGCGAGCAGGAACCACCUCACGGAGCAGAACCGCGGUUUGCCACUCAGAGGAGAUACCCCGCAAAAAGCACAACGUUCCCGCAGCAGAAGGGCCGAGCAGCGCACGCCGCACCGGAGCCCACCGGCCGCUCCACCUUAAGGAGGGCCGGGGUCGGCUCCGCGCUCGCCGCCCAGACUGGCGCGAUUGGCGGCCGGGGCGAUGGAGGCGGGGCCCGGCGGCGCUCGCUAUAAAUAUUCAUGAGAGCACGGCACCCGGACUGGCGCUGCCGGGGCCGAGAAGUGAGAAGUUGCGCGGAGGCGCUGCCGCGCUCAGCCCGCGGCUCAGGUGGCGAUCGCGGCCGGUGAGCCCGCGGCCGGAGCGGAGCGAGCAGCGGCCCGGCCCGGCUGGAGGCCGUCCGCGGAGCGCGGCGCUCGUGCGGGCGGCGGGACGAGUCGCUCCGGCCGCCGCCGCUGGUCCGUCUCCGCCGUUGCCCUGCUCGGGGCGGUGGGAGCGGGGCAGCGCCUCGUCCCGGGGCCGCCUCGGCCAUAUUGACCGCGCCGCGCGGGGGCCGAGAGCGAAAACUUCUCUCGGCAGUCGCAAGAGCCCUCCCGCAGCCCGGAGACAUGCGAGGCCGGCUGAGCGGCCUCCCCUGAGCGGAGCCCCCUCCGCCGGGCACAGCGCCCGCGGGGCCGCCCCCUCACCUGCCGGGGCCGCGGAGCGGGACGGGAGGAGGGGAGGCGGCCGGGCUCGCCGCCGCCGCCCGCCGCCCAGCAUGGAGUGGAGCUACCUGUUGGCCGUCACCCCGCUGCUCGCCGCCCUGGCCCUGCUGCAGCGCGCCGGCUGUGCCGCCGCCUCGGCCGCCGCCGCCGCCUCGUCGUCGUCCUCGUCGUCGUCGUCGGCCAAGGAGCUGUCGUGCCAGGAGAUCACCGUGCCGCUCUGCAAGGGCAUCGGCUACAACUACACCUACAUGCCCAACCAGUUCAACCACGACACGCAGGACGAGGCCGGCUUGGAGGUGCACCAGUUCUGGCCGCUGGUGGAGAUCCAGUGCUCCAGCGACCUGCGCUUCUUCCUCUGCAGCAUGUACACCCCCAUCUGCCUGGAGGACUACAAGAAGCCGCUGCCGCCCUGCCGCAGCGUCUGCGAGCGGGCCAAGGCGGGCUGCGCGCCGCUCAUGCGCCAGUACGGCUUCGCCUGGCCCGAUAGGAUGCGCUGCGACCGGCUGCCGGAGCAGGGCAGCCCCGACACGCUCUGCAUGGACUACAACCGCACGGACCUCACCACGGCCGCGCCGCCGCCCGCCAAGCCCCCCCUGCGCGGCGCCCGGCCCGGCGGCCCCGCCAGGGCGCCCCCCCCCGCCGCCGCCGCGCCCCCGGCCGAGGCCCCGCGCCCGCCGCCGCCCUGCGAGCCGGGCUGCCAGUGCCGCGCGCCCAUGGUGUCGGUGUCCAGCGAGCGGCACCCGCUGUACAACCGCGUGAAGACGGGGCAGAUCGCCAACUGCGCGCUGCCCUGCCACAACCCCUACUUCAGCCCCGACGAGCGCGCCUUCACCGCCUUCUGGAUCGGCCUCUGGUCCGUGCUCUGCUUCCUCUCCACCUUCGCCACCGUCUCCACCUUCCUCAUCGACAUGGAGCGCUUCAAGUACCCCGAGCGGCCCAUCAUCUUCCUGGCCGCCUGCUACCUCUUCGUCUCGCUGGGCUACCUGGUGCGCCUGGUGGCCGGCCACGAGAAGUUCACCGUGCUCUACACCGUGCCGGCCGCCAGCGUGGUCGCCUGCCUCUUUUAUGAGCAGCACAACCGGCCCCGCUGGGAGGCCACGCACAACUGCCCCUGCCUGCGCGACCAGCAGCCCGACCAGGCCCGCCGCCCCGAUUACGCCGUCUUCAUGCUCAAGUACUUCAUGUGCCUGGUUGUGGGCAUCACCUCCGGCGUCUGGGUCUGGUCCGGCAAGACCCUCGAGUCCUGGCGGGCCCUCUGCACCCGCUGCUGCUGGGCCAGCAAAGGUGCCGCCGUGGCUGGGGGCACGGGAGCAGGAGCGGGCGGGCAGGCCGCCAUCGCUGCUGCUGGAGGACUUGGGGCCGGUGGAGGCGGCUCCCUGUACAGCGAUGUCAGCACCGGCCUGACGUGGAGGUCUGGCACUGCCAGCUCCGUCUCCUACCCCAAGCAGAUGCCUCUGUCUCAAGUGUGAGGAGGGGGAGAGAGGCCAUAGGUUAGGGAAUGAGGGACACUGGCCUGCCUGAAAUGCCCCCUCACUGUUUGGUGCCAUUAAUGAACCACUAAUGGUCCUUAUUAGCCACGGCUUGUAUAGAACAAUGCAGCUGGCAGAGGCCCCAGGCUCCAGCCCCCUCCUCCUUCCUCUCCAUUCAUAUGCAGGGAGCAUGUACUUCAAGGAGCCAGCAUAUUAUUUUGCUGGCAGAGGAGGGCAGGGGCUCACCCGUAUCUUGCAGAGGGCAAGGCAGAGCGGCUCCUGAUUCACUCUGGACUAACAGCAGCUUGCGGGAGGGAGAGUCUUCCUCCCCCAUCUCGAAGCGGGAGUCUGCUGGAACUACAGGUUUUUGGGAUAUCAAUGACCAGGCAAAUGCCUUAUAACACAGACUGAAUCAAAACAUGUCUUAAUUAUACACCCCAGAUAAAUACGGGUUUCCUACGUUAAAGGAUGUAUUUAUAUAAUUAUUUGUUACCUUGUACAGAUUUGUAAAAUAUGUAUAUAUCCAAAGCUAUACAGUCUGUAAAUUUUUUUGUAAAAAAGUUUAGAGGCUACCCCUGUAAGAGCAAAUAUGAGUAUUCUAUUUUGUCAAUAAAAUGACUUUUGAUAAAUGA
Molecule: messenger RNA, 3016 nt
Organism: Numida meleagris (helmeted guineafowl)
Lineage: Eukaryota; Metazoa; Chordata; Aves; Galliformes; Numididae
Gene: FZD8
Product: frizzled class receptor 8
Exons: 2
Coding region: 969-2384 (471 amino acids)
Biological process (GO): non-canonical Wnt signaling pathway; canonical Wnt signaling pathway
Cellular component (GO): plasma membrane
Molecular function (GO): Wnt receptor activity; Wnt-protein binding
Source: RefSeq, a predicted model, not a curated record